CGUGGAGGCGUCGUGGUGAGGCGCAAGCAGCGGCUGCUCGUCAGGUUUGUACCUCACCACGAAGUUCAGAGGGGUGGCGCACUGAGGGGAGAGGACACGUUAGGCAGCAGCAGCAGCAGCAUACACACUAUUCACUUCAUCCAUGGGGUAGAGUUACAGGGGAGUUGUCGAAUAACACAUUGACACUAUGGCGGACAGCGACUCCGGUGAUCGCUACGAGUUUGAUGCCCCAUCGCACGUAGUGGACAUGCUAAUGUUAGCAGAGCAGAAGGCUGAGGGCGAGGACACGUGGUUUGAACAACAGACCAGUGAUGGCCGCCUUGUUACUCCUCUGAGGACUGACAAAUCCUUCAGGAACAUCCAUGACCUGGACCUGCGUCGAGCCAUCGUAGCCCCGCAGAUCAAGGUCGACGACAUCCCAGCUCCUAUUCCACCCCCACCCCCACCCCCACCCCCAUCUCCAACUCCACCUGCUAACCUGGUCUCCUCCUGGGGAGCUGGGUCUCCAGCUCGCACUGGUGCGCGCUCAAAGAAGACCUCUAAUCCCCCAGCACCUCGCAGGGUUUUAAAGCGUAAAGAGGCGUCCAGUGGUCCCGCUCCACCCUUAAAGAAGCACAAAAAAACUCCUGAACCCCGAAAGUCCAGCAGUGUGCUCCGCCGCAGUAAAUGCCCGCAGAACAGCAGGACGGCGCCUAAGAGCCAGGCAGCAGCUUCAGCUACUUCAAACACUUCAAACACAGAGCCAUCUAGCUCUGAAGACCAAGAGAUGGAGCGCAUCAGGACCCUGCAGAAUGAAGUGGCUCUGCAUCGGAAGCAGAACGAGGCCAGCUACAAAGCGGCUCUGGCUGGCAACCCACCACCAAAGAAGAUGGUCCUGUCGGCGACGGUGCCCCAAGAGUUCCACUUCAACACAAACUCUCGUCACAAGGCGAGCACUUCAUCCUGCGGCGCACAGAAGGAAGUGGACUUUAUCAGCCAGCUGCGCAAACCCUGCUCCCCUACAAAGGCUCUGAAAUGCAGCACCGUGCCCAAACCCUUCAACCUGUACACAGGCAAGAAGAAGGAGGCAGAGGGGCCGGACGCAGAGGGGCCGGACGCAGAGGGGCCGGACGCAGAGGGGCCGGACGCCUAUGUGCCCAUGGCGCAGCAGAUCCAGCAGUUCCAGAAUCGAACCCCCGAUCGCUACCAUCUGCGCAGUCGCAAGAGUAUAAACAAAGAGGGGGUUGAAGGGCCACUUACUGACAUCCCGUGUUCUUCAGGACCCUCGGGGUUGAAGGGGGAUAAGCUGAAACUCACCCAGUCACACACCCCUCACUUGAUGACCCACCGGAGGAACCGCCCCACCGUCACCAAGAGCAGCGCUGAGCUGGAGGAGGAAGAGCUGGAGAAACAGCAGAAGUUUAAAAUCAUCGCCUUGGAGCUGAACCGGAAGAUCCUGGAGAGCGCAGAGUGCCUGAAGAGACCCCCAGUGAAGGAGUCCACAGUGCCUGAAGGCUUCCAGCUGCAGAUUGACAAGAGGCUGCAUGAGAGGCAGACCAAGAGGCCCCAGGAGGCCGAGGAGAAGCAUCCCAGCUUCAGAGCCCAGCCGCUGCCCAGAAAGAUCCUGGAGGGAGUCGUGGGUCUGCCAGACAAGAAGGUUCUGCAACCGACGGUGCCAGAGUCUCCAGCCUUCAUCCUGAAGAAAAGGGUCCGUGUGGAGAAGGUGGAGGAGGUAAAGCAGCCCUCGCCCAUCAAGGCCCCCCCAGUGCCUCACUUUGGGCUCCCCUUCCUGCCCCAGCUGCAGGAGAACCACCACGUGGAGGUGUGUCCGUUCUCCUUCGAAGAGCGGGACCGAGAGAGGAGGGCCCUGAAGGAGAAAAAGCUGGAGGAGAAGCGCAAUGAAGAGGUGCCUCACUUCAAGGCCCAGCCGCUGCCCGCCUUUGACGCCGUGCUCCUCCCCGAGAAGAAGAGGCUGGAGCCCACCAAGCCCGAGCCCUUCAAGCUGCUGCUGGACGAGCGGGGGGCCGUGAAGAGCAGUCGCACAGAGCAGAUGGCCAAAGAGGAGCAGAAGCGUGAGGAGGCUGCAUUAUUCAAAGCCAGGCCCAACACUGUCACUCAUAAAGAGCCUUUCCAGCCUAAAAAAGGCCUGCGGGCUCCAGUGGUCGUGGAGGCCUUUGCGCUGUCGACCGAGAGGCGGGCCCACGAGCGCCAGGAGUUUGAGCGUCUGGCCAAUGACAAGGAGGCUCUCAGGAUGCUGAUGGAGGAGCAGCAGAGACAAGAGGUGGAGCAGAGGGAGAAGGACGACGUCACCAAGAUGCGGAAUGACCAGGUUCACGCUGCUCAGCCCAUCAGACACUACAAACCUGUGGCCGUGAAGAAGAGUGAUGUCCCCCUCACCAUCCCCCACUCCCCAAACUUCUCUGACCGCUUCCGCCUGUGAUCAGGACUCACUCUUUAUUUAACCACUUCAGACAUUGUUGAACGUUUCCCAUUAGUGUGGCACGCUGGAUGUGUUUGAGAUGCCAGGAGCUGCCUUUACUGUCUUGUUAUCUGUUUAGCUUUAGCCACCUGCUGUACAUUAACACUUUUCUAUCAGUGCUUUCAUGUCUUGCCCACACUAUCAUUCCAAGCAGCAUAUUCUAUCCUUUUGCUUCUUUUAUAUACUGCUUUUAAUCAAUAAAGUGUAAGAAUUCCAAAUAAC
Molecule: messenger RNA, 2680 nt
Organism: Gymnodraco acuticeps
Lineage: Eukaryota; Metazoa; Chordata; Actinopteri; Perciformes; Bathydraconidae
Product: targeting protein for Xklp2-like
Exons: 18
Coding region: 188-2419 (743 amino acids)
Biological process (GO): regulation of mitotic spindle organization; activation of protein kinase activity
Cellular component (GO): microtubule; spindle
Source: RefSeq, a predicted model, not a curated record